Molecule: messenger RNA, 2677 nt
Organism: Dalotia coriaria
Lineage: Eukaryota; Metazoa; Arthropoda; Insecta; Coleoptera; Staphylinidae
Gene: cv-c
Product: crossveinless c
Exons: 8
Coding region: 141-2486 (781 amino acids)
Biological process (GO): signal transduction; regulation of Rho protein signal transduction; actin cytoskeleton organization
Molecular function (GO): lipid binding; GTPase activator activity
Source: RefSeq, a predicted model, not a curated record
UUUUUACAACACAAAUGGCGAAAUGAUCGCAAAUAAAUUGCCAUGCAUGAGCCAUCCUUUCGCUUCCAGGUGAAUAGGCAGCCGGCGCUCGCGCCACCAGUCCGACGAACGACACCUCCGGUGGCGGCCGCUGGCCCGAGAUGUCCAUCCGUAUUCGCGAGUACAAGUUCUUUCGGAGUCUUAGUGUUAAAGUGAAUGACAAUUGGCCGGUGCGCAAGGCGGAACAGAUAUGGAAACAGUUACGCGCUCACAAGAUUGCAGAGAUCGAAGCGUUGGAGGCAUGCAAAUGGCUGCGCGCUGCAGGAUUCCCGCAGUAUGCCCAGCUUUACGAAGAUCAGCAGUUUCCGGUCGAUAUCUCGGCCGUGGAGCAAGACCACCCGAUGUUGGAGGCGUCCGUGAUGAAGUCGCUUUUCCGGAGGUUGCAGGCGCUUAAUAGAUGCGCUAAUGUACACCAGCAAAAGCAGACGGAGGCUGAUGAAGAGGAGGAAACAUGCGCGCUUAGCGAAAAUUGGACCUAUCAGUCUGAUGUUCGAAGAUGGUCCAGGGUGGAUCAAUUAGAAAUGCCGACCAAUAUUGACGAAUGGCACAAGAAUGUCCUUAAAAAACAACAAUCUAAGCAUCUUUCAAUCCGUGAUAAGUUGGGGAUUUUUGGGUCAAGUAGACAUCGCCGGGGACGCGAUGGGGCCAGUGAGGGUUCACCUGUGCUUGAUUUCCUCUCACGGCAGAUCAGUGGAAUGAGCACAAAUGACGCGGCAACCAGCGGAGAUAAAGUGGCACCUUUGGAAGCGGAUUGUGCGGAUUACAAUAGCCGUUAUAGAAACCGGAAGACACGAUCCUUUGAUCGCACUGACCGAUGGACCAGUUCUCCUAGUCACAAUGCUAAUCAGGAUAGAAUUACCUGGCGGGCUUUAUCCACCUCCGAAGAAUGGGACGACGAAAAAUUUGACCUGGAAGAAGGGGGACGACCAAUUUUCACCUUAGCUUGUACGCAACUUCAUGUUUUGCGGAAAUUAGCAUUGUUGAAAUUGACCGCCCAUAUGGAAAAAUACUGUCCCACACAUCGCACUGGUUGGAAUUGGGACCUGCCGAAAUUGAUGCGCAAAAUCAAAUCACACGCAUAUCGUGAAAAGAGUGUAUUCGGUGUACCUUUAACUGUUAUCCUUCAAAAAACAGGUUCUGCACUCCCCAAAGGCAUUGAGGAGGCUUUGAUUUGGUUGCAACAGAGUGCGUAUGAUCAAGUUGGAUUGUUUCGAAAGUCUGGGGUAAAGUCACGCAUUGCUAAUUUGAAGCAGUUGAUUGAAACGCAAGCUGGGGAUUGCCUCAACUUUAGCGAAUAUCAAGCACAUGACAUUGCAGAUGUAAUCAAGCAAUAUUUCCGUGAACUACCGGAAGCAUUGCUGACCAAUAAACUCUCAGAAACAUUCAUGUUAAUAUUUCAAUUUGUACCAGAAGAAGAACGGCGGCAGGCUGUACUAUGUGCACUUUUACUAAUGCCUGACGAACAUUGUGAGAUUCUUUUGGUCCUUUUGAGAUGUCUCACGAGCAUUGCCGAAAAUUCCGUGGUGAAUCAAAUGAACGAAAGUAAUCUGGCGGUUUGUUUUGCACCAUCUUUGUUUUAUUAUUCUAAUGCAAACACGGCAGCACGUCUACCAGCUUCAUCAGCAUCUAACACAACCAACACAAAUGCGCAUGAGAAAGAACUAGCCGAGCACAAGGCAGCUCAUGAUUGUUUACUUUAUUUCCUUCAAAACUGCAAUAAUCUUUUCAAAAUUCCUCGUGAAUUUCUUCAACAGUGUGCCUCCAGCGAAAUGAAAGAAACAAGUGUAAUGAAACUUUCAGAAUUAGGUCUAGACAAUGGCGGAUGGAAAGGAUACAUGCAGGACUGCCAAAACGUGAUGAUGCGAGAAUCACGAGAAAAGGACUGGAUCUAUAUCCAGACGUACAAUCCAAAGAUUGAGAUUUCGUAUAAGAAAAUCAGUGAUGGGUACCCGCUGCGCAUGUGGAGAUUAUGUUGCGAGAUUGACGCUCCUCCUGGAGAAGUCCUGUACCGUAUUUUGAAGGAAAGGCCCAAAUGGGAUAAAGAGUUGCAUUCAACGCGGACCCUGUCGCAGAUAGAUAAGAAUGUCGAGUUGUUUCAGUAUGCGCGAAGGAAUGUAGGUCCUUUGCCGAUGGAGGAGUAUUGCGUUGUGCGCGCAUGGCGUACUGAUCUUCCGGGUGGAACCUGUCUCAUUAUAGAAACAUCUGUGGAAGAUCCAGAGGCGGUAAACAUUCCAAAUAGUGUGCGAGGCAUUGUCCUUGCCUCGAGGUAUCUUAUUGAAGUCUACGGAGGCAAUAAAUCUAGACUCACGCACUUUUCAAGAAUUGAUACAAGAGGUAGAAUGCCGGAGUGGUAUCAUAAUAAUUACGCCCAUAUAUGUGCAAUCAAUAUCACCAACCUGCAAAAGUCCUUUAAAUCAAACGGUGCAAGUACCGCCGGGCAGAACUAAUGCGAUAUAUACUCCCUUUCGUCCUUUUUACAUGGCCUUUUUGGCAGUCAUAUUCAUGCUGUUUAUGCUGUAAUGAUGUGUAGCCAGCCACGCUGAAUAAACACACAAAUUGAAUGUACCAAAUCGUUAGUUUUAGAUUAUCUUAUUGUAGGCAAAUGUAUGAACAUUAAUAAAUAUUAUUGAUAAUGAAA